AUGAGUUCAACCCCGGAGACACAGCUCUCGACUCAGAUCGUCCCCUCGACGGAGGAUGGAGAUAAGCAAUCACGUCACACCAAAAAACCCUCGAACCGGCCUGCGUUGCAGAUCUAUAAACCACCUGGACUUCGAUCUGGAGGAUCCAGUAAUGAUGGAAGUGUCUCCUCUGCCGCUGGAGGAGUCACUGUGGGUGCAGCCCUUUCACCCUCUACAGGAGUACGUUCGCAUAUGUCCUCCACUAUUAAUUCCCAACAACAACAUAAGAAAACCAAUAGAGAAGUGGAAGAAAACAAUAAUUAUCGUAGUACAACGAUGACAUCAGAUCGAGAUAUAUCGUUACGCCAUUCCGACUCACACUGUCAAAGUUCUCAGCGGCUAAAGCGUACUGAGAGCAGCAUCAGCUCUGAGAGUGCUGUAUCACAGAAAUCUUCGGGCUCCGGUUCUGGACGUGGGAAUGGAAACGCUAGCAUUGGCAGGGAAACCGGUGCUCCACAUGUUGAAAAACGCUCAAAGCAACUUACUCCACCGAAGAAGGAAUCAAAGAAGAAAGUCAUGACGGAACGUGAAAUGAUGGAGGCAGCAGCGGGGCUUCGGACUCUUGGAAUUAGUGGGAACACCACCGAAAUCGAAAAUUGGAUAGCUAGUGGAUUCUCAGCUGAUGCUGUUGCUGAAAGCGUUGGAUCAACGCUAUGUCAACACGCCAUUGAAGGUGGAGGCGGUCGUGUUGUAGCUAAGCUAUGUGGUUCGCUGCGAGAUGCACCAUCUGCAUACUCUCUUUACAGGGGACUGAUGUCUUCUAUAUCACAAUACUUUGAGUGUCGUGAUCGUUUGCGAGCUGACCAUUUUCGCAUGUGGAUCUCGUUUCUUUCAUUUGUUGCAGAUCUGUACGCUAAUAUCGGAGGAGGGAAAGACGGAGAACUCGUAAAUUUUGUCUUCCAAGUAUUCGACUAUCUUCUGCGUGCUCCGAUCCUAGAGACGCUAAAAAUUGAGGAGUUGGAAUCUCUCAUCUCUGCUUUACUCUCCGUCGGUUAUGACUUGGAACGAGAAUGUCCUGACCAGUUGUCUCUACUGAAAGAUUUAAUCAGGGAUGCAUUUAUUGACGUAUCUGAACCGUGGGCCCGAAAGAUGAUCUUGUUAUUGUUGGAACUAGGAGCAAGUGGAUGGAAGCUUCCCGCCGAGGCCAACGAAAAUGUCCAAGGACAAUAUUCGCUUAGUGUUCUUGACAUGAGCUUGGCUAGCAGACGGGAUGCUUCAAGUGCCGCGAAAUUUGAUCAAUUUAUGACUCACUAUAAUCAGGGACGAGCAAAGUUAAUGGAAGCUGUUGAAAUAGAUGAGAAAUAUGACGAAUCAUUCAAAGAGAAGAAAGUAUUGGCUUGCGAACUGUAUAAACAAGGUAUGGAUGCAUUUAAAAAGGCUGAAAGUAUAAACAUCAUGGAUAUUCAAGCCGAUAAAAGGAAAGAAGCUUCUGAAGCAAAAGAAAAAAUGAUAGGCUAUCAUCGAAGUGCGAAAGAACGCUUCGUUACUCUCAUGAAUAAAGUACAAGGUACAAAUGUUUCAAAUCACUCCACGUCUCUACCUGGUACUUCAAGUGCUCGAGUUGCUUCACCAUCACGAUUAGGUGCUCGCGUUAACUCAGCGCCGACGGGACGUCGUAAGGUGCGAAAGAUCGCGUCACCGAGUGAUCUUUACGUUAGUCAAAUGCGCAUGUCUGGACAAAGAAUCAAAGACAACCAGAAGAAAUUUCCGGGAAUUCGAAGUACGAAGGAAAAAAUGGGAAAGGCUGGUCGAUCAACAACCGCGUGCGCAGCUAUACCUACUCGUCAGCAGCUUCUGAAGGGAGUUGACGCCAAGUUCGGAGAGAGACUUCUAGAUGAGAUGCUUGAUCGAACUGGAGUUAGGCUUUCGGAUGUAGCGGGAUGUGAAUCAGCGAAAGAGGCUUUAGAGGAGGCUGUAAUACUGCCUGCGAUGAAUCCAGGACUGUUUAGUGGUUUACGACAGCCGGUUAAAGGCAUUUUGUUAUUUGGUCCUCCAGGAAAUGGAAAAACAAUGCUCGCAAAAGCUGUGGCUUCUGAAGCACGUCAAGUUUUCUUCAAUAUUUCGGCCGCAAGCUUAACCUCUAAAUGGGUUGGAGAUGCAGAAAAAACCAUAAGAAGUCUUUUUCAGAUAGCUAGAAACGCUCAGCCUGCAAUAAUUUUCAUAGAUGAAAUCGACUCCAUUUUGUGCGAUCGUUCCGAAAAGGACACGGAAGUGUCACGUCGAAUGAAGACGGAAUUUCUUCUGCAGUUUGAUGGCGCCACUAGUAGUACAGAUGACCGAAUCCUUGUCAUUGGUGCCACAAACCGGCCGUUUGAGCUUGACGAUGCUGUGUUACGACGAUUCCCGAAACGAAUAUUGUUGGAUUUACCAGACGAGCGUGCUCGUUAUACGCUUCUUAAGACAAUCCUAGAAAAACACAAUAUGGCUGCUGGACUUAGUGAUUACGAUAUCAGGUGGAUAGCCUCUCGAACUCCUGGGUACUCUAAUUCUGAUCUUGUCGCUCUUUGCAAAGAGGCUGCCAUGGUUCCUGUACGGAGUAUUGAUAGGAAGAAAUUAGCCACUACAGAUGAGAGCAAGUUGCGAAACCUUCGCUGUUCUGACUUCGACAAAGCCCUUGACGUAAUCAAGCCCUCUUCUAAUUCUCGAAAUCUGCAAUUACUGGCGGAUUUCGCUCGGCGUGCCGGACAGGUGGGGUGA
This is a messenger RNA of Necator americanus (New World hookworm), 2736 nucleotides long. RefSeq lists its product as uncharacterized. The transcript is spliced from 24 exons. Gene Ontology annotation, biological process: regulation of translational initiation. The record is from RefSeq and is a predicted model, not a curated record. NCBI's taxonomy places the organism in Eukaryota, Metazoa, Nematoda, Chromadorea, Rhabditida, Ancylostomatidae. Gene Ontology annotation, molecular function: protein binding; RNA binding; translation activator activity. Gene Ontology annotation, cellular component: cytosol; microtubule cytoskeleton. The coding region runs from base 1 to 2736 and encodes 911 amino acids.